Molecule: messenger RNA, 2301 nt
Organism: Beta vulgaris subsp. vulgaris (sugar beet)
Lineage: Eukaryota; Viridiplantae; Streptophyta; Magnoliopsida; Caryophyllales; Amaranthaceae
Product: subtilisin-like protease SBT5.4
Exons: 11
Coding region: 1-2301 (766 amino acids)
Biological process (GO): proteolysis
Molecular function (GO): serine-type endopeptidase activity
Source: RefSeq, a predicted model, not a curated record
AUGAAGAUCGUCACGCUGUUUCUCGUGUUAUCGCUCCUUCAUGCUACGUCUUUUGCUGCAAAACAGUCGUACAUUGUAUAUAUGGGAGCGCACUCACAUGGUGCAAAUCCUAGUACAAAGGAUUUCGAUCAAGUGACUGAUUAUCAUCAUAAUUUCCUUGCAAACUUUGUUGGAAGUCUUGAAGAGGCAAAGGAUGCAAUGUUUUACUCGUAUACGCGGCAUAUAAAUGGUUUUGCUGCUAAUCUUGAAGAGCAUCAAGCAGCAGAAAUAGCAGAACAUCCAAGUGUGGUAUCCGUGUUCCUGAACAAAGGAAAGAAAUUACACACAACACACUCUUGGGAUUUCAUGCUACUAGAAAACAAUGCCAAACCGAGUGAAGCAUGGAGCGCUGCCAGAUUUGGUGAAGAUACUAUUAUUGGCAACCUCGACACUGGUGUUUGGCCUGAAUCUGAGAGCUUCAAUGACAAAGGAUUUGGACCUAUUCCAUCGAGGUGGAAAGGUAUUUGCGAGCACAACAACGUCACCACUGGUCGAGUUCAUUGCAACAGGAAGUUGAUUGGAGCAAGACACUUCAACAAAGGCUAUAAAGCCUUCGGAGGAGAAGUAGAAAAUUUCAUGGAAUCAGCACGGGACUACGACGGCCAUGGAUCACACACUCUAUCAACCGCAGGAGGCAACUUUGUUAGUGGAGCAAACAUGAAUGGCCUUCCCCUUGGCAUUUUGAAAGGCGGCUCACCGAGAGCACGAGUAGCUUCAUACAAGGUCUGCUGGACACCUAUUAAUGGCAAUGAAUGCUUCGAUUCCGAUAUCAUGGCUGCAUUUGAUAUGGCCAUUCAUGAUCGCGUUGAUGUGCUAUCUGUAUCACUUGGAGGUGACCCUACUGAUUACUUUGAAGAUGGUCUUGCCAUUGGAUCUUUUCAUGCUGUUCAAAAUGGUAUUGCUGUGGUUUGUUCUGCUGGAAAUUCUGGGCCUACUCCGGGUUCUGUGAGCAAUGUUGCUCCAUGGAUUCUUACUGUUGGUGCUAGUACUAUGGACCGUGAGUUCCAAUCGUUUGUCGAGCUUGGCGAUGGACAUCGUUUUAAGGGUACAAGCUUAUCAAAGGCAUUGCCAAAAAAUACACUAUAUCCACUCAUGUCUGCUGCUCAAGCGAAGCUUGCCAAUGCAUCUGCUAGUGACGCGCUCCUCUGCAAGCCAGGAACGUUGGAUGAGAAGAAGGCGAAAGGGAAGAUCUUAGCUUGCCUUAGAGGAGGCAAUGCAAGAGUUGAUAAAGGAAUGCAAGCAAAACUUGCUGGAGCUGCUGGCAUGAUUCUUUGCAACGACGAAUUAGAUGGCAAUGAAGUUAUUGCUGAUCUUCAUGUUCUUCCUGCAGCACACAUCAGCUAUGAAGAUGGAUCAGCCGUAUUCAAAUACAUCAAUUCCACAGCUAAGCCGAUGGGUUACCUUACUCAUUCAAAAGCAACCUUUAAUGUCAAACCUGCUCCUUACAUGGCUGCAUUUUCCUCCAGAGGCCCAAAUACUGUUACACCAGAGCUUCUGAAGCCUGAUAUCACAGCACCAGGAGUGGAUGUAAUUGCGGCAUACAGUCAGGCAGUGAGUCCGACAGAUGAACCUUCCGAUCAUCGUAGAGUUUCUUACAUGAUGGACUCUGGUACAUCUAUGUCUUGCCCUCAUAUUUCUGGCAUAGUUGGUCUUUUGAAGACACUUCACCCUACAUGGAGUGCUGCUGCUAUUAGAUCUGCUAUAAUGACUACAGCUAGAACUAGAGACAACACUAUCAACCCAAUGGAAGAUGCGAACUAUGCUAAGGCCACUCCAUUUGGUUAUGGUGCAGGCCAUGUCAGACCAACUCGCGCUAUGGAUCCUGGGUUGAUCUAUGACUUAAAUGCAACUGACUACUUGCACUUCUUAUGUUCCAUUGGCUACAACAAGACUACAAUUGAAACAUUUUACAAUGGUUCACACAAAUGUUCAAAGUCUAGCUAUAACAAAGAAAAUCUUCUGAAUUUCAACUACCCUUCUAUUACAGUUCCUAAACUUUCUGGCUCUGUCACUGUUACUAGAACUGUGAAAAAUGUCGGACCACCUGGCGUCUAUGUAGCUCGUGUUCGUCAACCGUUAAGAGUAUCAGUUACUGUGACACCAAAGAUGAUGAAGUUUGAGAAAGUUGGAGAAGAGAAGAAGUUUAAGGUGACUUUGACUUCUAAAGUGAGAGGUGGAAAGUCAGAAGAAUACAGGUUUGGAGAGUUGCUAUGGUCAGAUGGAAAGCACUAUGUUAGAAGUCCUAUAGUAGUUGCUGCUUAA